Molecule: messenger RNA, 876 nt
Organism: Cladophialophora psammophila CBS 110553
Lineage: Eukaryota; Fungi; Ascomycota; Eurotiomycetes; Chaetothyriales; Herpotrichiellaceae
Exons: 3
Coding region: 1-876 (291 amino acids)
Source: RefSeq, a predicted model, not a curated record
AUGGCGGUCCUAGAUGGUCGAGAAGGAUAUGCAAAGGUGGCUUGUCUAAUGAGCCGCCACCAUGAAUUUGGCAUCUUUCGAAGCUUCGACGAAUUGAAUUACCAGAAUCUCCUCUACCUGCAAGCCGAACUCACGCACCUUGAGCAGGAAUUGAAAGAGAUCUCGCACAGAGAUAAGUUCUCAGGGCAUCCGAUCCGGCAUAUUCAUGCAAGACACUGGCAGUUGUUGAAGGACUCCCAGCAGGAUGGACACGAUGAACAAUUCCGAAAGAUCAUGCAAAUCAGAACCUCACUGGAAGAGUACAAUGAGGCUCUUCUCCGACAACAAAGACUAUCGUGUCUGAAGAAGCCCACAAAAUACAAGAUCAACUUCCUUCGUGAUUGGCGGGAUAGCCCCAAAAUGGGAGGGCAGCCAAUCAUAAGCGACGACCGGCACGCGUGGAGUGAGGCUCACGAAGACGAUCUAAUUACCACUGCCGACCCCAAUCAAAUGGACGCCACCAGUACAUGGAUAUCAGAAAAACUUCUUCCCAACUAUCACUGGUGGAUUGGCAAGCAUUACAAGGCACCAAUUGACGCGGAACCAUUGACCGGGAUCGCAAACUACUCCAACAAGGGAAUUAUCAAUGCGGUCGAUAUCCUAGCCACUACCGUUUCAUGCCUAUUCUCAAUUCUAUCCAUCGUCGCUCUGUAUUUUAUUCAGAGUAUUGCACUUCGCAUCGGGAUGACGGCCAUCUUCACGGCGGUAUUCUGUCUCUGUCUCGCUGCGAUGACUGAGGCUCGGAGGAUCGAGAUCUUUGCGGCAACAUCAGCAUUUGCUGCGGUGCAAGUUGUCUUCAUCGGCACGACGGGUAACUGUUCAGGCAGCGGCAAUUGA